CACGCGCGCACGCAGACACACACGGACGCACACACACACAGACGCACACACGCACGCAGACACACGCAGACGAACACACACACACACAGACACACGCUAUUCCUGCCGACGGUUCCGUCACCGCUCGCAACUGCGAGUUGCGAGAGAGAGCGAGCGAGCGAGCGAGGAGCCGUACGUUAACGCGGCAGUCACGGGAUGUUGGCGCUGCGCGUGAGUUGAUGGUUCGCACGCACUGCUAUUUUAUUAUCACUAUACGACCGCUACUUCUAAUGUCAUCGUUGUUGUAAUUCGCCUAAACGUUAAUAAGCAACUAUCAACAACAACAACAAAGCCAUGAAAAACUAGCGGGAGAUCUUCAUGGAGGACAUGCGAUUAUAUUAUCAUCUCAUCUCUGGGUGCUGCUGCUGCUGCUAGGACUGCCGCGUAAUGAUCAACUUUGCUGAAGGCUCCGACUGCUGCUGCUGAUGAUGAUGAUGGCAGUGCAGAAGAUGUUGACGAUGGCGCUGGUGGUGAUGAUAAAGUUUCCAUUCUCUGGAUUUGCGAUGAAUGGAAAGUGAUUUGGGGCGAUUCUCCGGACCCGUGCUCAACCUGGCUGACUAACGCACGCGCAUUGCGUCUUGGGCAGGUAGUAGAAGUAUGAUGCUGCCCUGGUCUGCGAAGGACUGCGGACCGCUGUCCAUUCCCCUGCUGCUGAGCCUCCUGGUGCUGGCCGGGGCACCCAUGGCGAGAGGCUCCAGCCACCACAGAGGCCCUGGCCACGUGAAGAUGGGCACGUGCGAGGUGGUGGAAGCCCACCGCUGCUGCAACAAGAACAAGAUCGAGGAGCGAUCGCAGACCGUCAAGUGCUCCUGCCUGCCGGGCCAGGUGGCCGGCACCACGCGCGCCCGGCCCUCCUGCGUCGAAGCGUCGAUAGUCGUGCAGAAGUGGUGGUGUGAAAUGAAGCCGUGCCUGGAGGGAGAAGAGUGCAAAGUUCUGCCCGACCGCACGGGGUGGACCUGCUCCAACGGCAACAAGGUCAAAACCACCAAGGUUAGGACGUAGCCUAUGUGAGUGGCCACGUAAGCUUCACGGUUCUACCCUCCGAAGAGAAGAGAAA
Messenger RNA from Petromyzon marinus (sea lamprey), 1096 nucleotides. Its product is annotated as chemokine-like protein TAFA-2. The record is from RefSeq and is a predicted model, not a curated record. Lineage: Eukaryota; Metazoa; Chordata; Hyperoartia; Petromyzontiformes; Petromyzontidae. Gene Ontology annotation, molecular function: receptor ligand activity.